Anolis carolinensis (green anole) is the source of this 2167-nucleotide messenger RNA. Its product is annotated as zinc finger protein 852. Lineage: Eukaryota; Metazoa; Chordata; Lepidosauria; Squamata; Anolidae. Bases 55 to 1524 code for a protein of 489 amino acids. The record is from RefSeq and is a predicted model, not a curated record. The transcript has 3 exons.
CAGGAAGACCCUGGGAGGAGAAAGCCACUUCCGGCUGAGCUUGAGCCCUCGGAAAUGCCAGGAGUUCUAACAAUUGACCAGCGAGAGGGCGAGGGCGAGAGCGGCCGCAGGGGAGGCAGGGAGGCCGCCCUCGGUGCUGCAGGGCGGAUGGACCUCAUCUGGAAUAACCCUGUGUCCAGUUCACAAUUCAAGAGAGAUGUGGACAAGUUGGAAUGUGUCCAGAGAAAACCAACCAAACUGAUUACAUGCACAGAUAUUGGGAAGGGAGCGCUCCGCCAGAACACUCUUGAGACAUUACUGAGAAGAGCCAAAGUGAUGGCCACACUUGGUAGCGAUUCCGAAGAAGGUUCCGAACGGCCACCUGGUGAUCACCUGAAGGAAACCAAAGUCCAAUUCAUUAAUUCUUCGGGAGGAUACGUUGAGGCUGAGGACUACCUGGCCCAGCAGGGCAUCAUCAAGACUGAGGUGGAAGAGGAUGGCUAUGAAAGUCUGCAGAACUUUGGCUGGAGCCCAGUUCUUGUGAGGAGCCCCACCAAAAUGACGGGAGAAAAGCCCCACCGGUGCUCGGUCUGUGGGAAGACCAUCUCCACCAAAGCCAAGCUCAUCAUCCAUGAAAGGACCCAUACGGGGGAGAAGCCCUUUGUGUGCUCGUACUGCGGGAAGCGUUUCAACCAGCAGGCGCACCUCAACGGACACCAAAGGACCCACACAGGGGAGAGGCCCUACAAGUGUGUUGACUGCGGGAGGAGCUUCAGCGACGGGACGUCCUUCAAGCGGCACCAGAGGAUCCACACAGGAGAGAAGCCCUACGAGUGUGCGGACUGCGGGCGGUGUUUCCGCGACACCACGGGCAUCAAGCGGCACAUGAUUGCCCACAUGGCCAAGAAGCCCCACAAAUGUGAGGAUUGUGGGAAGAGCUUCCUGCACCGUUCGGAGCUUAUGAAACACGAGAAAAGGCACCCCAGGGAAAAGCCGUAUGGGUGUUCAGUCUGCGCACAGAGCUUCAGUAAGCCGCUGUACCUUUUUCGACAUGGGAUCGUCCAUGUUCGGGAGCAGCGGGAGCACCAGCAGCACAUUAAGGGCUUUCCUACUGAAAACCAAGGGGUCGUUUCCUCAGAGGGAUCUGACGGGAUUAGGGUCCCAAUUCCGAAAUGCGCCGCAAUGCGCAUGGAAGGGGGGAGGACCUUCCGGUGCUCAGAGUGUGGCAAGAGCUUCAGUCAGCAAACCAACUUGGUGGUCCAUUGGCGGACUCAUACUGGCGAGAAACCCUACAAAUGCUCGGAUUGCGAGAAAACCUUCGGCGACCGGACCUCCUUGAGGAGGCAUAAGAGGAUCCACACAGGUGAGAAGCCCUAUCAGUGCUCCGAGUGCGGGAAGCGCUUCAACGACAGCACCUCCUGCAAGAGGCAUAAGACCACCCACACGGGUGAGAAGCCACAUAAGUGCGAACAUUGCGGGAAAAGCUUCAUGUAUCAAAUCCAGCUGAAUAAACACAAGAGGUGCCAUGCGGGAAAGGCCCUGUAAUAAACGUGCCAACUUGAAGUGGGAUUUUUUUCCCACUCAACAUGCAUUCAUGUUACCCCUUGGAGAAGGGAUGCUCAGGGCUGCCCCAACAAAAGCAGCCUGAGAUUUUUGUAUCGGGUGCAGACGUGACAGCAAACGCCAGUCUUAUCCUCCUUGGAAGCCAUCAACUACCACGUCUUGUGGUAAUGAGUUCCAGAAGUUAAUAAUGUGCAGUAUGAAGGACUGUCUUUUGUUUUUCCUUGUCCGGGCUGAACCUAUUGAAUGUUUCGUUCGGAUGAACUAAAGUUCUUAUUUUACACAGAGAGAUGAACUCUGUCCACUUCCUCCAUACCAUUCAUAAUGAAUUUUGUAGCACACUUUCACUUAGUCUUCCCUGUGUGUUAGCCUCUCCUUGUAGUGGGGUGGGAUGGGAAUGGAUUGAUCGACCCCCUAAUGUAAUUUUGGUUUUUCUGUGCUGGGCCCAGCCCGAUAUUAAAAACACAAACAUUAACUUAUAAUGGAUCAUGGCCUGACCUACCUAUGUUUGAAGGUGUGCUGGUGAAGGUAUUAGUAAACUCUCCCUUGUCUCCCAACUCCCUAUUGGUAAAGGUCAACUUGUAAAUUAUCUAUGAAAUAAAUAAUAAAAAAGAUGUUUCAAAGUGGA